AUGUUAGAUCGUCGGAGCACGAUUUCGCUUGGCAGACCAGGGUCCAAGGCCACAGGUUCAAAGAUCUCACGACACAAGAAAUCUGCCUCUAGCUAUGCUGCUGGUAGUGCUUUACGAGGUUCCGUGGGCAAUUUACCGUUUCUGUUGCAGCGGCUCGAUUUUCAGAAGUCGCAGGACAAAGCAAAUCAUCGAGACAGUUCGGAUGGUCAACAGCGUCUACAAGAGGAGUUCAACAAGCUGCAAAAUGGGCACCAAACCACCUGCGAGGAGGACGAAGCCGACGAUGACAUUGAUUGGGAUUUCUGGGGUAAUGUCAUAGCAGACUAUCGGCAGUUCGCUACGGAUCACCCGGAGAAGCUUGCGAAGGCAAUCGAACAAGGUGUUCCGAAAUCACUCCGAGGGAUGGUUUGGCAGCUCAUGUCGGCAUCCAAGGAUGCAGAGCUUGAGGCGACCUACCUUCGGCUCCUCAAGGAGACCAGUCCCCAUGAGAAGGCCAUCCUACGGGAUCUAGGAAGGACGUUCCCUCAUCAUGACUACUUUACUGAUGGACAUGGUAUCGGACAAGAGAACCUGUUCAAUGUGUUGAAAGCGUACUCUCUGUAUGACCCAGAAGUAGGGUACUGUCAAGGACUACCUUUCGUUGUUGCUAUCUUGUUACUCAAUAUGCCGGACGAAGAAGCGUUUUGUUUACUUGUCCGACUGAUGCACUCAUACGGCCUACGAAGCCACUUCCUGCCCGAAAUGCCUGGCCUUCAAUUACGGAUGUACCAAUUUGACCGCCUUGUGGAGGAGCUACUCCCCGUUUUGCAUGUACAUUUUCUACGACAAGGGAUCAAAUCGAGCAUGUACUGCUCCCAGUGGUUCUUGACACUCUUCAGUUAUCGUUUCCCUCUGGAGAUUGUCUUUCGAAUAUAUGACAACAUUCUUGCUUCUGGGAUCGAAGCCGUGUUUGGAUUCAGCGUCGUCCUUCUACAGAAGAGCGAGGAGGCCCUAUUAAAGCUGAAAUUCGAUGAAAUUCUAACAUUCUUAAAGAAUCGCCUGUUUGAAUUUUACAAUGCAAACGCACCUUCAUCCGGUGGCGCUGACACUUCAACCACCAGCAGCUUGAACGACGGUGGUUCAUCAAGUUAUCUUGUGGACAAGUUUGUCAUGGAUGCGUUGCAACUGAAAAUUACGCCGUUCAUGCUUGAUGCGUAUGCUCAUGAAUAUGAUGAGACCGUUCGUACGCGUGAGGCGCAUAUGAUCGAGAUGGAUACCAUUAGAAAUGCGAAUAGACAGCUCACAGCGCAAGUGAAGACGCUGGAAACGUCGUUGGCACAGCUCAAUACGGAGCAUUGUGACCUGGUGAAGGAACUUGUGAUGAUGAGAAUAAGAAGCGAAGAGAUGGAGAACGAGCUCGUCCGAUAUAAACUUCUGUAUGCGGAGGCUAUGCACCAGAACGAGGAUGCAAUGUCUUCACACCGUCUUUCGACGUUCUCCGCACCAAAAUGA
Molecule: messenger RNA, 1491 nt
Organism: Fomitiporia mediterranea MF3/22
Lineage: Eukaryota; Fungi; Basidiomycota; Agaricomycetes; Hymenochaetales; Hymenochaetaceae
Product: RabGAP/TBC
Exons: 12
Coding region: 1-1491 (496 amino acids)
Source: RefSeq, a predicted model, not a curated record